AUCAGCAGCCGCCUGUCCAUCUUCCCGCCCUGCUCGGCUGUUAGGAUAUAGCAGCUGCUCUAGAAGAUUCUUGUCAGUGAAGUGAAGGCGACUCAGAGGUCGUAAAGGUGGUGUGCCGUUACUACCGCUAGCUGCGCUUUCUGGGUUUCAUAUUGCGACUUGCAGUGUCUGUCAUGACUCGUACAGUCGAGUUGGAAAUCUUGGACGCUGGAAACGACUCCUUGGGGAACAAGGUUUCUGCAGAUGCCACAGCUAGGAAUUACAGUGAUGGCAGUUCAGUCAAAGCUCGUAAUGAGGAAAAGCCUAGUAAAGUGUAUGAGAAUGAGGCAAACAAUAACAGGACAAAGGAGAUGACUAAUAUUAUGGAUGAUCUGAGUUUAAACUCUCCAAAAGAUCGUCCAUCUCGCUCAAGGUCUAAAACCCGGUCCAUUAAGCGCAAGUCUUCAAGCUCCUCAAGCAGUUCAAGCUCUUGUUCCAGCUCAUCUCGGUCCUCACAUUCAAGAAGCUGGAGUAGGUCUCGCUCAAGAGAGAGACGAUAUCAGAGGAAAAGAAGCAGACGAAGCUCCAGGUCUUAUUCUCGUGGCCGGUCUUACUCCAGAAGCUACUCCAGAAGUCGUUCAAGAUCCUACAGCCCCCGACAGAGGAGAAGAUAUUCUGCUGCAUAUAGAAGAUACUAUAGAUCCCCACCUAGAUAUAGGUCACGUAGCCGCUCACGUUCAUAUCAUAGAAGCCGAUAUUCACGAAGCAGAUCACCCUCCCGUGGUAGAAGGUAUUACGGCUUUGUUCGACGUCCAUAUUCUCCUACUUACCGGUCUUAUAGAAGUCGCUCAGGGACCCGCUCUCGCAGCAGAACACCAUUGCGUUUAAGUGAAGAAGAAAAAAUGAAGUUAUUAGAAAUUGCAAAAAUGAAUGCAUCAAAAGCCCUUGGAAAGGAGGUUGAGCUCCCUGAAAGCCUGAAGAGCCUUAAGCAACCCAAAACAGAAAACUCAACAGGCAAAAAAGAGAGAACUCGCCACCACAGUUCUUCUUCACAUAAUUCUGGUAUAAAGGUGGAAGAUAAAGAAAGUGCUCUCCACGAACAAGUAACUGAGCUCAAAACAAAAAGUCCUUAUGUGCUCUGGCGUCCUGUGACCAGCGAAGCAAAAUCCUUUUCUAAAAUCUUAUCUCCAAAACAUGCACAUACAAGCAGAGAAAGAUAGUGGUGUUUGGCUAUUUUGUACAUUUGCAAUUUCUUAUAUUUAGAUAGUUGUACCUAGGGAAUUGGGGCUUAAUACAGAUCUUGAGGGUGGCUUAUACUGUAAGUUAUUGAAUAUUGGGUCUUAUUUUUCAGAUGUGGCCUAAUUCAAGGUGGACAGCAUAUUCAGGUGGGAAGUAUAUAUAUUUUUUUUCUGUAAAUAUUUGUACCAUAAGAUUAUAUAUUUGAAGAUAAAUGAGUCAUCAUAUUUUUGUUUUCUUAUGAUAAAGCUAUACAUGUUCAUGCUCAUUGUAGCUUACAGUUGAGACUUUUUUUUUUCUC
Hyla sarda is the source of this 1516-nucleotide messenger RNA. RefSeq names its product arginine and serine rich protein 1 (gene RSRP1). The transcript has 6 exons. NCBI's taxonomy places the organism in Eukaryota, Metazoa, Chordata, Amphibia, Anura, Hylidae. Bases 174 to 1199 code for a protein of 341 amino acids. The record is from RefSeq and is a predicted model, not a curated record.